Molecule: messenger RNA, 2074 nt
Organism: Anopheles coustani
Lineage: Eukaryota; Metazoa; Arthropoda; Insecta; Diptera; Culicidae
Product: SET and MYND domain-containing protein 4-like
Exons: 6
Coding region: 1-1947 (648 amino acids)
Molecular function (GO): protein binding
Source: RefSeq, a predicted model, not a curated record
AUGGAAGUCAGCACCGAGAAUGGAUACUUCCACGGGUACGCGAAGAAGUUCCGCCGUGCGCUCGGGAUGAAAGAGUUCGAGCAGUUCGCGGCUCUGACAACGGAUCAGGAACGGUUUCGGUUCGUCAACGAACUCAAGUGGCGCGUUGUGAACGAUCUACCGCUGGAGCGGGUGCAGGACGAGGGCAAAUGUUUGGAAAAAGCGCUGGAGUGCCAGGCGGAGGGUCGCAGGUUGGCGCAGAAUGAAGAUUGGCUCGGUGCGUUGAAAUGCUACAAUCAAUCGUAUCUACUCAUUCCGGAAGAAAAUGCCCACGAAAAAUCACUCCUACUAGACUACCGGGCACAAGUUCUGCUGCAGUUGGGCAAAACCGAUCAUUCGCUCGAGGAUAUUGAUCGCGCCAUCGCCUACGGCUUCCCAAAGGAUCGUUUGUCCGGCCUGUGGGAGCGUAAGGCGCAGAUCUUUCAGUCCAAAAAAGACUUCAAGGCGGCAGUAGAGUGCUACGAUAAAACGGUCCAUUAUCUCAAGCACUGCCCCGUGCUGACGGACACAGAGCGCGAUGCCAAGAUAGCGGAGCUCCAAAAGCUCACCGACACGGUGUACUACCAGUAUAAGAACGUACAGAAGUACCUGGAACCGCCGAAAGGGGACCGCGUGUUUCGACCACAUCUGGAUGGUGGUGUGCUGUACGAGAGUAACGAAACGGACGGUCGGUUUGCCACGGCCCAGACGAACCUACGGCCGAAUCAGUUGAUUCUGAAGGAGAAACCCCACGUGGCGGCACUGGUGAAGGAGUACAGCUUAACGCACUGCUGCCAUUGCUUCGAGCGGAUCGAGAUUCUCUACUGUUGCCCGAACUGUACGGACGUUGUGUUCUGCUCGGGGCGCUGUGAACAGAUCGCCUGUGAAACCUAUCACCGGUACGAGUGUGGAUUCCUGCGAACACUGUGGAAGUCCGGGGCUACCAUCGUCAGCCAUCUGGCGUUGCGAAUAAUCGCCCAGAAACCGUACUCCUACUUCGAGGGAAUAAGGCACGAGCUACCUAACCUGGUGCCCAGUUUGACUGACAAACUUACCAGCGAUGACUAUCGGAAAGUGUUCAACCUGGUUACGCACUCGGACAAGCGUGACCCGGAAGAAUACCUCAUCUGGACGCUGAUGGCAACGAUGCUGAACAGUAUCCUCCGGCAGGGAAACUACACGACCAUCCAACCGGACGAUGGUUUUCUAGGGUACUUGCUGUUACACAACUUGCAAAUUGUCAACUAUAGUGCGCACGACGUCUCGGAAGUGCAGCGUAAGCGGCCGAAUGAGGCAGGAACGUCGGUCGCAAUCGGUGCGGCUCUCUAUCCGAUGCUGGCACUCUUCAACCACUCCUGUGAUCCCGGUAUCGUCCGGUACUUCACCGGCACUACGGUGCAUGUUCGGACGAUCAAGAACAUUGCGGCCGGUUCGAUUAUAGCGGAAAACUAUGGUCCACUGUACACGAAGGCACCGCGAACGGAGCGCCGAGAAUCGUUGGCCAGUAAUUACCGGUUCGAUUGUUGCUGCCAGGCCUGCGAGGCAGACUGGCCGGCGUACGCGGACAUGGAUCAAUCGGUGAUACGCUUUCGCUGCACCGGACCAACCUGCCAGGAGGCACUGCUGUUCGAUCUCAGCUCGGAAUGCUACACCAUGCGGUGUAACGCUUGUGGACAAACGGUCGACAUUAUGGAGCGAAUUAAGUUGCUUCAGGACGCAAAAAUGUUAAACCGAUUCAACGAAGCAAGCCACCUUUAUUCGGUGGGUCUUUUUGAGCACGCACUAUCGAAGUAUGCCGCGAUCAUGGCUAUUAUGGACCAAAUACUAAUGCCACCGUACCGGGACUAUCACCUCUGCCAGCAAGGGAUACGCCGCUGUUGCCUGGACCUGGGCAGUUGCUACGUGGAAUGUCCUAACACCGAAAAGUAACAAAAACUUGCGAACUGUCUAUCAAGAUUGGUUUGUUUACCUUUGCAUACACGAUCUCUCGAAGGUACAAUGUAAUCUAUGCGCCUCGCAUCCAUUCAUUCUGCGCAAUGGAUCACGUUGCGUUCUC